Molecule: messenger RNA, 3862 nt
Organism: Elaeis guineensis (African oil palm)
Lineage: Eukaryota; Viridiplantae; Streptophyta; Magnoliopsida; Arecales; Arecaceae
Source: RefSeq, a predicted model, not a curated record
UCCAUGGCCUCUUUCCCCCUCCAAGGCUAAAAAAGAAAAAAACAGCAACCUCUUUUCACCUCUCUCUCUCUGUGUUUCUCGAUUCCUGGGGCGUCUUGAGAGGAAGAAAUGUGUUCUCGAAUCGUUUGAGAUAGAGAGGUGGGAGAUUAAGAGGGGUUAGGGCUUUUCUUUUCUGUGCCAGUUCGUGUUAAAAGACUGCUGCUGGAGAUUGCUGGUGUUUGGUUUGGGCGACCCUAAAGAUCAUUUAAGGAUAACUGGUGAUGCAGGAUUGUUUGAGAUGCAUAUUAUUUUUUCAUUGGCUUGAGAGAAACAAUCAUAAACUUGAUGAGGGGUCUAACUGUGAUGUCGUUGGUCAAAGAAAAGUGGCUGCCCUUUGGAUGAUGCCAGAUAACCAACUUUGCCCUGCACCUCAAAAUAUCAAUCCAUCAUCAAGGAGAAGGACAAUGCCAAUAUAUCUGAUUGCUUAUCUAAAAAUCGAUAACCAAGUUAUUUGAGCCUAAUCGAGUGUUCUUACCCGAGAUAACAAGGAGUUCGAUUCUUGCAAGUUCUUCAACUAAGAUUUCUCUGACAGAAGCAGAAGACUACUGCUGCUGCAUGUGGAGGGAAUUCAAUGGCUGAAAAUUUUAGGAGGCGUAAAUCUAGAUGGGAGAUGGCAGAAACUCAUUUUCCAAAUAAAGUUAGAAAAGACAAUGCUCUGCCUGUGAAAGCAGUUCUUUCUCAUGAUAAGGAAUCAAAAUCAAGUCGGAGUUCCUUUAAAUACAACCAUAAUCAAUUUUCAAAGUGGUCUGACAUGGAAGGAAGCAAUGCCCCAAUCCAUGGAGAUGAUUUUGAAGCACGUCAAUUGGCAACAUGGUCAAAAAGACCCAAGUCUCCAAAGUGGUCUGAUAUGGAAUCUGACCAUAAAGGCUCUAAGAAUUCUUCCUGGCAACCCCUUUCUGGAAGCCAGUCUGCAAGGGGAGAUGAUAACAUAAGUAGGGACACUGCUGGUUGGGGUACAACUGUAGACCAAACCAAUCCCGAUGCAUGGAAGCAACACAAAGAAGGCUUGAAGAAUUCUUCCUUGGAACCUGUAUCUGGAAUCCAAUCCACAAGAGGAGAUGACAAUGUCAGGAGGGACACUGCUGGUUGGGGUACAGCUCUAGAUCAGAUUGGUCCUGAUGCAUGGAAGCAAUGCAAAGAAAGCUUGAAGGAUUCUUCCUCAGAACCUGUAUCUGGAAGUCAUUCUGCAAGAGCAGAUGAUAAUGUCAGGAGGGAUGCUGCUGGUUGGGGUACAGUUCUAGAUCAGACUGGUCCUGAUGCAUGGAGGCAACACAACCAUAGUGUUUCACCAGAUAAUGUUUGGAACAGGUCGCGCAGGAGUAGAAGCAGGAGCCCUUUCAAAGGAUUAAGGCAUGAGUCUGAGAGCUGGAAUGAUAGAAGUAGAAAAGGAGGAAGAUCUGCUGCACCUUGUAGAGAUUUUGUAGCAGACAGGCAUAGGACAGGUGGUCAAUUUAGAUAUCUUCGUGAAGUUGGUAGUCCAAGACACUCUGGUAGGUAUCAUGACAAUGAUGCAACUGAAAUCAGGAAAAUUAGAUCUGAGAGGGGAAGGUACUCAGUGCAUGACAACAAGGAGGACAUCAGAGAUUCAUUGGAUCAAAGCAAUUAUUCAAGGAACAGGUUUUCUCGGAGGCAUGGGAAUGACAGCGGUGGUGAGGAGAGGCAUGAGGUGUAUAAAACUAGCAGGUCAGCUGGCCUCUGUCAUGACUUUGCAAGGGGUAGAUGCAACAGAGGUUCAAUGUGCAGAUAUCUUCAUCAUGAUGCUUCCUCUGGUGGCGGACCUUUCAGGAAAGAUUAUCCCUGGGAGAGGACGUUUGAUAGAAGAGAUGUGGAUGCGUCUUCCUUCAGGCAAAGUGUUGAGCCUUGCAGGGUUACUGAUGCACCUUGCAAGUAUUUUGCCAAAGGUCACUGCCGUCAUGGUGAAGACUGCAAGUUUUCUCAUCAGGUUCUACCAAAAGCUCAUUCAAAAGAGAGGAGAGAUGAUGAUAGGUGGAAUACUGGUCUGGAAUCUGAGAGAAGUCCAGUAUGGAAUGGUCCAAAGUGGGGUGAUGAAACUGCCCCCUCAUGGAAUGGUCCAAAGUGGGGUGAUGAAUCUGCUACAUCAUGGGAUGGUCCAAAAUGGGGUGAUCAAGCAGCCACUUCACAGAAUGAUUCGAAAUGGGGUGAUGUAGCCAACAUGCAUGCACCUAACUCCUUUCAGUGGAUGAGUGACAGUAAUGGUGCAGGAGAUGCUGCUUCUUAUUCCAUUGGCAUAGAAGAUUACCCAAUCAAAUCUCACCAUCCUCCAUCAACAGAACCUGAAAAGAAUAACCAUCAAAGCUUACCGAAGGAGGUGAUUGAGAAAGCUUUACCCUCCCAUGGGCAGAAUAUGACUUGGGAAGUGCCAGGGAAAGAUCAAAAUGUUCCAAGUGUUACUACAGAAACAGUGGUUGAAGGUACUUGUGUCCAGUGGCAUCCAGGCAUCAUGGAAGAGGUGCUUUGUGGUGAUGGUGAGGAAAGUGAGAAUGUACAUGCCAAUAGUGUGAAAUCCCAGGCAGCCAUGAAAUAUUCUGCUAACAAUCUGCAAACUGUGGUUUCUGUCCAUGACCAGUGUUUUGGUGAGAGUUCGCAAAGCCACCAUUUAGCCCCUGAGCCUCCAGAUGCACAAACCAUCACCCAAAAUGAGCAGCAUCAGCAAGUCCUUCCUCAAGUACCUUCAAAUACAAAUCUCACUGGGCAAAAUCAGCUGUGUCUUCUUCCUCAUAAUGGACAGAGCCAAAAUCUUGCUGAACAGAGUCAGCACUAUCUAUCUGUUUCUCCUCAUGUUUCUCCAAGUGAACAGGUUGACUCUUCAAAUGGGCAGAACCAUAACUCACCUAUUUUACCACCAUCUGCUCAGCCAAAUCAGGUCUCUGUUUCAGAGCAGCAGUGUCCUACAUCUGAUGGCAUGAGAUCUGUGACACCAGACCCUGACAGCCUGCUUCCUGUCUUUACUCCAAUAUCUGUUGAAAUAAAAGAUCCUUCAACGGAGACAUUACGAGAAACUCUAAAUAACUCAUUUUCAUUACCUAUUACUGAUGGACCUAAUGAGGGCAAUCUGAACAACACUGCUGACUUGGAAGAAAAGCUGCAUUCUGGAAAGCAGGAGUCGAAGCAUAUUGAGCAAGAUGGGGAUGAUAACAAGAAAGUAAGUGAAACAGAAAUUGGCCAAAGAAAGAAAGAAGAACAAAUUGCCCAAUCAAAGGGUGUGAAUGCGUAUGCUCAUAUUGAUGGGGAGGGUAAGAGAAGCAGGGAUGAUAAGGGGGUGCGGAUGUUCAAAUUUGCUCUUGUGGAACACGUAAAGGAUAUGUUGAAGCCCACCUGGAAAGAAGGUCGUCUGACUAAAGAAGUUCACAAAACCAUAGUAAAGAAAGUUGUUGAAAAAGUGACCAGUACCUUGCAGGACCCUACCAUCCCUUGGACACAAGAAAGAAUUGACGUGUAUUUGUCAUGCUCUAAAGUGAAGCUCAACAAACUUGUACAGGCAUAUGUACAAAAAUAUGGGAAGAGCUGAGCCCAUGCUUGACAGCACCUAUGCUUUAUCAUCUGCUUAUUUUGCAUCAAUAUGAUAACGCUUUUCCCCACCUAUAGUUUUGGAUUUUUGUAAAUUAGAGAUUAUUUUGGGAGAAUUUUGUUGUUUAUCUUACAGUAUAGUGCGGUCCUUUGUUUCUGAUAUGUAACAGAAAUCUUCUGUCGCAGCCUGUGUUUCAGUCAUUGCUGCUUUGGAUGCUUAUGGCUACUUGAAUCAUUAGAUUUCAAUGGAUGAUGGCAUUCUGGACAGGUUAAGUUCACAGCCUGUUCCUUGGCA